Paramisgurnus dabryanus is the source of this 1066-nucleotide messenger RNA. RefSeq names its product secretory phospholipase A2 receptor-like. The record is from RefSeq and is a predicted model, not a curated record. Lineage: Eukaryota; Metazoa; Chordata; Actinopteri; Cypriniformes; Cobitidae.
AUGACACAAACGCUAUAUUUCAGACUUCUCAUUGCUCUCUGUUCAUUAUCUGAAUGCAUUCCUCACACCUAUCACCAUAUAAACAUGAGUAUGAACUGGAAUGAAGCUCAGAGUUACUGCAGAGGAAACUACACAGAUCUGGCCACAGUCGACAACAUGAAUGACAUGAAACAGCUGAUGAGUCAAGUAAAUAACAGUGGGGAUAUUGGCGUCUGGAUUGGACUGAACAAUACAGGUGUUUAUAAAUGGAAGUGGUCUUUGGGUGAUCCUGUAACCUAUACAAACUGGGAAACAAACAGUGCGCCUGAUGGUAAUUGUGCCUAUAUGAUAAAUGGAAAAUGGCGUGAUAAGUACUGGGAUCAGAAGCAAGGGUUCAUCUGCUACAAUGAGACAAUCAAAGAAUACAUCCAUGAAACUUCUAAUAAAACGUGGAAAGAUGCUCAGAACUUCUGCAGAGAGAAUCAUACUGAUCUGGCAAGUGUGAGGAAUCAGAUUGAGAAUGAUCAGAUUCAGAAGAUCAUUAAUAACAGUCAGAUAUCUGUCUGGAUCGGUCUGUUCAGUGACUCAUGGGAGUGGUCAGAUAACAGCGACUCUGGCUUUAGAUACUGGAAGUCUGGUGAAACCAAUAGUGGUACUGAUAAAAAAUGUACAGAAGUUAAAAUGAAUCAAGAUAAUCUGGUAUUGAUCAAUAAGAAUCUGAGCUGGUCUGAUGCUCUGGUAUACUGUAGACAGAAUCAUGUGGAUUUGGUUUCGGUUGAUUCAGAGGAGAUUCAGCGCCGGGUGUCACGAUUGGUUAAAAAGGCCUCUACUCCAGAGGUGUGGUUGGGGUUACGUCACUCCUGUGCUCUGGGCGUUUGGUUCUGGAUGAAUGGACAGAUGGUUUGCUAUCAGAAUUGGGUGAACAGUACAGUAGAUAAGAGCUGUGACACUGUGAGAUCUGGAGCAGUUCAGUCUGGAGGAGAUCAGCGCUGGAUCAGCCUUCCUCAAACUGAACUACGCAACUUCAUCUGCACCAGAUAUGAAGAAUGAAAUCAUCUGCAUCUUACUGUUAUAUACAACUAUUAGU